UUUCUGUAACUUUCCCCACGAAUAUACCAAUGUGCCACUCACUCGUCAUCACCGAUAUCCAUUUUCCCUACCCCCCAAAACACACACCACUUUCUGGAUUAUCCUCCACCUAACCAUUAAUCAAUGGCGCUCUCAUUCACAUCUAUGUCAAACGUCGGUUCACUCUCCGCUUCCCGAACCUUAUCGCCGGUGAAAACCGUUCAAAAUUCGUGUUUCAGAUCUAACAAGCUCGCUAAAUCUACGUUAUCAGCAUCAUCGAACUUUUCAUCCGGCUCGCUGCGGCUGCAGUCUUCAACAAACCCUAGGGUUCAGCACAAGUCCCGAUGCUUUUCCGUUAGGGCUAGUGCUCAGGAGGUAGCUACACAGGCUAAAGUAACUAACAAAGUCUACUUUGACAUAAGCAUUGGAAACCCUGUCGGUAGUAACGUAGGACGCAUUGUUAUUGGGCUCUUUGGUGAUGAUGUGCCCCAAACUGCUGAAAAUUUCCGUGCUCUGUGUACAGGAGAGAAAGGUUUUGGCUACAAGGGUUCUGCGUUUCAUCGUGUCAUUAAGGAUUUCAUGAUUCAAGGAGGGGACUUUGACAAGGGAAAUGGCACUGGUGGCAAGAGCAUAUAUGGCCGGACAUUCAAGGACGAAAACUUCAAACUAACUCACACUGGACCUGGAAUCGUAAGCAUGGCAAAUGCCGGGCCCAAUACUAAUGGAAGUCAAUUCUUUAUAUGCACAGUCAAGACUCCAUGGUUGGAUCAAAGGCAUGUGGUGUUCGGGCAAGUUCUUGAGGGCAUGGAUGUCGUUAAGCUGAUCGAGUCCCAAGUCACAGACAGAGGUGACCGCCCAACAAAGAGAGUCGUUAUCAAUGAAUGUGGCGAGCUUCCAUUGGUCUAGAAAAGCAAGGCGGGUAGGUGGUUGCGUCUUGUGAGUGUCCAUUUUGUAUGAGUUAUGUUGUAGCCUUUUCGGGCAGAUUAUUUCCCACAUGAAGAGGUAGGUGGUUUGAGAAACGAGAGUUUGUGUGGUAUUAAUACCGACUGUUUCAUGAACCGGUUUCAUUGAAAUAAAGAGUGGAUCACAUCUGGUUCAGAGUUCGAUGGAA
Helianthus annuus (common sunflower) is the source of this 1090-nucleotide messenger RNA. RefSeq names its product photosynthetic NDH subunit of lumenal location 5, chloroplastic. The transcript has 7 exons. Bases 124 to 885 code for a protein of 253 amino acids. Gene Ontology annotation, biological process: protein folding; protein peptidyl-prolyl isomerization. Lineage: Eukaryota; Viridiplantae; Streptophyta; Magnoliopsida; Asterales; Asteraceae. The record is from RefSeq and is a predicted model, not a curated record. Gene Ontology annotation, molecular function: peptidyl-prolyl cis-trans isomerase activity.